This is a messenger RNA of Dromaius novaehollandiae (emu), 3153 nucleotides long. RefSeq names its product SEBOX homeobox (gene SEBOX). The transcript has 2 exons. Lineage: Eukaryota; Metazoa; Chordata; Aves; Casuariiformes; Dromaiidae. Bases 40 to 543 code for a protein of 167 amino acids. The record is from RefSeq and is a predicted model, not a curated record. Gene Ontology annotation, molecular function: DNA binding.
AAAGCCGGGGCGGCGGCGGGGCCGGGGGAGCAGCGCAGGAUGAGCGCGGCCCCGGGCGCUCCCCGGCCGCUGCUCCGCUUCCCCGACGGGGCGGGCGGGCCGGGCGGCGGCGGGCGCGCGGCAGGCAGCGGCAGCCCGGGGCCCGGUCCCUGCCCGGGGGGGCCGCGGAAGCGGCGGCGGACCACGUUCAGCCGGGGGCAGCUGUCGGAGCUGGAGCGGGCCUUCGCCGCCGUGCCCUACCCCGACAUCGCCACCCGGGAGCGCCUGGCCGAGCUCACCCAGCUGCCCGAGGCCAAGAUCCAGGUCUGGUUCCAGAACCGCCGCGCCCGCCGCAUCCGCAGCGCCAAACCGGAGCCGCCGCCGCCGCCGCCCGGGGAGCGGGACCUGCCCGCGGCACCCCCCGACGCCGACGGUGCCCUGGCCCCGGUCCCCGCGCUGCCGGAGCCGGGAGCCCAGGGCCCCGCCCGGGUCCUCCCCACCUCGCUGGGCUCCAUCUCCGACCUCAUCUACAGCGCGGCCAUCACCAACCUGGGCGAGCCGUAGCCCCGGCGGCCCCCCCGGCCCCCCCCGGCUUAGCGCCGUGGUUUUCAUCAGCGCAUGGAAUUACUGCCGGCUCCUUCAGGUCCCUGCGAUGCCAUCCAAUAUCCUAAAUGCCGGUGAGGCUGUGCCGGGGCCAGCUCCCGAUCAGCCCCCUAAUACCGACUAAUCUUUUGGAAAAAUACCUUAAUCUGAGGCAGUAUCCGCGGAUGAUUGUGGCACGGCCGCCCCUAAUCCGCAGGCACGUUCGCAGGUGCCAGCCGAUCUCCCCGUAUCGGAUAUUAAAGCGUGUUUCAGAGGGGCUUAGCUGCCAUCAGAGCAUUAAUCACCGUGUCUGGCCCUGGCACGCUGCCCGCCCGGCAGGUGUCCUGGCCCACAGUGCCCAGGGCUGGGCCGUGCCAGCCGCUGGGCCCCCUCCCCAUGGCAGGGCCACCCCUGCACCAAGCUGGCUCCAUGCUCUCCUCCAUGGCACUCGAGAAGCCCCCGGGCUCUGCACUGAGCCACUUUUCCUCCUGGGUUUAAGUGACUGCUGGCAGCUGGGGCAGCCGUGGGAUGGAGCUGCACCUUGCAGUCCCACCUGGGCCCUUCGCUUUGACCCAGCUGGGACCCCCGGCUGCUCCAGCAAAGCCCUGGGGUCCCUCAGCCUCUGAGUGGAGGGACAAACCCCAGCUUCUGCUUGCUGGUGGGGAGAGACCAGCUAGUGCUGCAGGGUGAGGAGGGUUUUCCUGAGCCGGCUCGGCACAGAGCAGGCGCUCAGCCUCCCGUGGGACACCAGCGCCGGCUGGCAACGGCCAAGGGCGAGUGCUUCUCCGUGGCAGCCCAAGUUCCUGCCCCCGUCCCGCGGCUGAGGGGCGGCAGCGCGCCCGCAGAGGGGAAAGCAAGCUGCCGGCGCUGCCUGCGGGCACCCUGCCGCACUCCACAGCGCAGUACGGCGCUGCUCUGGCAAGCAGCUACGGCGUGUGUCCCUCCUUGGGGCCCCGAGUUUCCUUUUGGCACUGACAGUCACAAGACCAUGGAUCAGGAGAAGUGGCAACCCCCAGCGUGACCUCUCCCUGCGCGAGAACACGGUACGAGCUACGCAGAGGGUACAUCUGUCUGCCGCGGCGCUGGAGACGAGGCUGCAACCCCAGCGUGGCUGCAGCGCUGCUGCGUUAGAUGCUGUCGUUCUCCUGAACGGGUCUGUGCAGAGGGGAAAUCAAACCAAACCACCAAACAUGAGAUGGGCCAGGUAACUGCCCUGCUGGUCACAGGUGAGUAAAAACCUCCCUAAAGCAGGGAAGGGACCGGGAAGGAGCAGCAGGAACAGGCCACGUGAGGGCAGUGUUUUCUGCAGGAGAUGGAGCAGGAUAAAGAGGGAGAAGGAAGAUUCACAGCUCUCCACAGUGUCUUUUAGAUGCCAGGCCAGCGUGCUGCACAGCAACAGAGCUCCUGCCAGGCAGAAAGAAGGCUGCAAACAUAAACACAACAUAUUUAUUUCCAAAAAAGCCCAGAGACUUCACAAAAGAACAGCAGCAGCUGACGCCCCUCUCUAUACUGGGACGGUAUGAGUCCACUGCUGUUGGCUCUUCUGUUCUGCAGCUGCAAGAUCUUUAAUCCAUGAUUUAUUUCAGGAACGUAAGGAGUGGGCAAGCAGAGGAUGAGGCCUGAGGAAUGCAGCAGUUUUCCUGCUAACAGUAGCAGGUACAAACAGUUGAUAGCCCAAGCACAAACCUGCCCAAAAUAAAUGACUCCUGGGCAAAAGCCUCCAGCACGAGGGUCACAGUUCGCAGGGAAAUGCACGGUCACAGUUUCCCGAGGUCUCCUUCAAGGGUCCGCACCAUUACAUACAGCUCAGCCAAGCCAACCACUGAGGCCACGAUGACCGCUGACAGGAUGCGCUGGGGACACAGAAACAGAGAUAAGUGACCCCACGCAUGCGCUCAGGCUGCCGCCCGGUGCCGGGCAGCGCAUCUGCCACUCCGGGCGGGCCUGCACCACGCGGGCUCCGGGCACCCCGGGCCUCCGCGCUCACUCACCGCAGCCGUCUCCGCAAAGAUGUACUGGCUGCCCAGGUACGUGCAGGCAAACGCGGCCGCCACGGUGACAAUGAAGUUCAAUAUGGUGAUGACCACAGCUUUAACGGAUCGAACUGCAGAGAAGGGGGAGAGACAGUGAUUUUUAGGAAAGGCUAGAAGCUGCUUGUCAAGUAGCCUUGGAGAGAAGGGUUUGGGACAAGCUCUCAUCCUGCUAACUGAAUCUGCCAGCAACUGCCUCAGUCUGGCUACAGGAAUACUCCCAAAUGUCCAUGCUUUCUGCCUCCAGAAAUAUCUGUAAGAACUAUAAGUGGGCUGCUCCUUCACUCGAGGAACUUUUGUGCAUCAAAACCAUCCAGUGAGAUGCUGCGGCUUGGAGCAGGGAGGGCUGCUGGAUGUCAACAACUAGUGAUGCGAUGGUUCCCAUGACUGAUUUUUCUGCCUGUAGCUACUACACACUGUGCGGCAUCAGCAGGAGAGGCAGCCACUCACCUUGCCUCCCAAAGUCAGCCAAUGUCCCAUACCGGUUCAGCUCCUAAAAGGAAGGAUUAAAACCGCUUGUGUUGUAUUGUAUUUUAAUAACAGAAGCAAUACCGAUACAAUA